This is a messenger RNA of Orussus abietinus, 1095 nucleotides long. Its product is annotated as pyridoxal phosphate homeostasis protein. Gene Ontology annotation, cellular component: intracellular anatomical structure. The record is from RefSeq and is a predicted model, not a curated record. Gene Ontology annotation, molecular function: pyridoxal phosphate binding. The transcript has 4 exons. The coding region runs from base 94 to 855 and encodes 253 amino acids. Lineage: Eukaryota; Metazoa; Arthropoda; Insecta; Hymenoptera; Orussidae.
UCUGCACAGGACUGUCACAGCCGGAGAAAAAUUUGGCCUGAGCUCUGGCUGGAGUUAAAUUGUUUUACGGUUCGUUUUGGCGGUAUAAAAAAUAUGGUCGAAGUGGCAGGGAAUUUGAAGAUCGUACGCGACAGAAUCAUUGCAGCGUCCACGAGGAGAUCAUCGGAAUAUCAAUACUUUGAGCCACGUUUGGUGGCCGUGAGUAAGAUCAAACCUGCCGAACUUGUAAUAUCUGCGUACGAAGCUGGCCAGAGGUACUUCGGGGAGAAUUAUGUCAAUGAACUGGUCGACAAGGCUAAUCAUCCUGCCGUUCUUGAGAAAUGUAAAGAUAUCCGAUGGCACUUCAUCGGUCACCUGCAGAAGAAUAAAAUUAAUAAACUGCUGGGCACCCCGAAUCUUUAUAUGAUCGAAACCGUCGAUAAUGAGAAACUUGCUACGGCCAUCCAUGGUGCCUGGCCAAAGUUCCGAGCUCAAGACAGCGCGAGAUUAAAAGUCAUGGUUCAAGUGAACACAAGCAAGGAAGAAGAUAAGAAUGGCUGCGAUGUGAAGGACGCACCAAGCCUGGUUAAACAUGUUUUGGAGAAUUGUACAAAUUUAGAAUUUGUGGGACUCAUGACGAUCGGCAUGUUUGGGUAUGAUCAUUCCAAGGAUCCGAAUCCCGAUUUCGUUGCUUUAAAGCAAUGCAAAGCGGACGUCUGCAAGGAAUUAAACCUUGAUCCUAAAUCGGUCGAACUUUCUAUGGGCAUGUCCAAUGACUACGAGCACGCGGUGGAACUUGGUAGUUCAAGCGUCAGAGUAGGCACUGCAAUUUUUGGAGAGCGACCAAAAAAGGAAUCUCAGGCCCAACAGACUUGAGAUAAAAAUCAUAAGUUGUACACGAGAUACUUAGGGUAAAUAUUCCAUUGUACCCGAUUUAUGUCAGAUACUUAAAAUGCACGAAUUUGGGGGGCUUAUCUUCAGGUACUUAUUUUUACUCGGUGGAUGUUACAUUAAUCUAUGUCAAGGGGCUUCUUAUUUUACCUCGUACACGGAGGAAUAUUCCUAGAUGAAUUGUACAUAACAAAGUGUAAAUAAACAUGUGAGGUUCAAUCGAAA